AACAGGUUGUUUGUUCAUCACUCGAUGCUGAAUACAUGUCCUUCAGAUCCGGUUUUGGUUCGUUCUGCUGGAAAUCGUAAAUGGGUUGUUCGGAUGGAAGUUUUAGACCAUGAGCUUUAUAUUACCAUAGGUUGGAGUCGAAUCAAGGAGGAGAUGUCGAUAACGGAUGAUCAUUUGUUGGUUUUUGAAAUGGUUGAUUUUAAGACGUUUGAUUUGAGUGUUUUUAGCUGUAAGCCUGCCCUUCUUACUUACCCUCCUGAACUUUGUGUUAUCAAAAAAGAGCUAACUGAUGACUUAAUUGAAGUGUCUGAUGAUGAGGUGCCUAAUGCGGUUGCUGCACCUGUAUUUGAACAGAGUGUUGAUGAUGAAGUACCAGUUACUUUUGUUGUUGACAACCAUUAUCGUUUGAAGAAGAAGUGGGCACAAACUCAUUGCUUGGAUUGAAAGAUGGAGUUGACCAUCAAGGACAACGCUGGUCAAACUUGCAAUGUGGCUAUUGGUAAGGAGUUCUCGCAAGGUUGUCCGCGAUUCAAUGUUACCGGUAUGAGAGAGUUUGUUAGAGACAAACGGUUGGUAUUUGGUUCUUCUUUUUCAGAUGGUAUUUGUUAAAACUAAAGGUAUGUUGCUUUAUAACUGAGUUGGUGAAGGU
Messenger RNA from Helianthus annuus (common sunflower), 649 nucleotides. RefSeq lists its product as uncharacterized. The transcript is spliced from 2 exons. Lineage: Eukaryota; Viridiplantae; Streptophyta; Magnoliopsida; Asterales; Asteraceae. The record is from RefSeq and is a predicted model, not a curated record. Gene Ontology annotation, molecular function: DNA binding. Bases 25 to 444 code for a protein of 139 amino acids.